Gymnodraco acuticeps is the source of this 3622-nucleotide messenger RNA. RefSeq names its product v-ral simian leukemia viral oncogene homolog Aa (ras related) (gene ralaa). The record is from RefSeq and is a predicted model, not a curated record. Gene Ontology annotation, molecular function: GDP binding; GTP binding; GTPase activity. NCBI's taxonomy places the organism in Eukaryota, Metazoa, Chordata, Actinopteri, Perciformes, Bathydraconidae. The coding region runs from base 261 to 881 and encodes 206 amino acids. The transcript has 5 exons. Gene Ontology annotation, cellular component: plasma membrane. Gene Ontology annotation, biological process: regulation of exocytosis; Ras protein signal transduction.
CGGGCGGGCGUUGUCAGACAGAGCCAAGCCUCACAGGAUGUGUGCACUCAGUCUGCUGCUAAGUCUCUGGAGUUAGCUAGGGAGCUAGCCAUGAGCUAACAAGUAGCUAGCUGAGACUUCUCGUUCUGCCACCAUAAUUCAACCUUUGUCAAACGCCGUGCCAAGGUGAAUACUGUCUUAUUUAAAGGAACUUCCCUGCACCGCCAGCUUCACCUUGAACUUCAUCCCUUUCACACUUGGAUCUCCUCCUAGACAGAGCUAUGGCAGCUGCUAAGCCAAAGGGGCAGAACUCUCUAGCCCUUCACAAAGUGAUAAUGGUGGGCAGUGGAGGGGUGGGGAAAUCAGCCCUCACACUCCAGUUCAUGUAUGAUGAGUUUGUUGAAGACUAUGAGCCCACCAAAGCAGACAGUUACAGGAAGAAAGUGGUGCUGGACGGAGAGGAGGUACAGAUCGACAUCCUGGACACAGCUGGACAAGAAGACUAUGCAGCCAUUCGAGAUAACUACUUCCGCAGCGGCGAGGGUUUCCUCUGCGUGUUUUCCAUCACAGAACUGGAAUCAUUUGCAGCAACAGUUGACUUCAGAGAGCAGAUUCUGCGAGUGAAGGAGGAUGAGAAUGUGCCCUUCCUCUUGGUUGGUAACAAAUCAGAUUUGGACGAUCGACGGCAGGUUAGCGCAGAGGAGGCGAAGGCACGUGCUGAGCAGUGGGGCGUGUGCUACGUGGAGACUUCUGCCAAAACCCGGGCUAAUGUCGACAAGGUGUUCUUUGACCUGAUGAGGGAGAUCCGAGCGAGGAAAAUGGAGGACAGCAAAGAGAAAAACGGGAAGAAGAAAAGUAAAAGUUUGGCUAAGAGAAUUAGAGAGAGAUGUUGUAUUUUAUAGUGGCAAACAAGGGCAGGAUAGCUGCUUAUGUACAUACACAUUUCUCAGACUUUUGCAUUUAUUUUGUGCCCACACCUGACCAUGACUUUCUGUUCCUGGCUAACAGGACAUCUGACCGUGUGUCAGUAAGGUGGCACUCCAUUGAUAGCUCUAACUUUGUAUGUGCUGACACUCCAAAUCAUUUAUGUACCCUCCCCUACUCUGACCAAGUUACAGAGUGUAAUACGUGGAUGGUGUUUGAUGUAGGCCUACGCUUGACAAGGGGCUUAAGCUGUGAAAUGUUACGAAACCUUUCAUUGUAAAGUUUGAUGUGUAUAAUAUAUUCAGACAACUGUGCGGAUACGAAGUGAUAGAGCCAAGGUUUGAAUGGGCGGAAAUUGUAAAUGAAGAUUGGUAAAGAAAUAAGUGAACAGACUCAGCAAUGAAGUGUCAACCCAGAAUUCAGUGCCACCAAGGAAAUGUAUGUCGCACUGGUGAAUCUAUGAAGCAUUUUAAUUGAAGGGUUGUUCAAGUCAAAAUUGCACUCCAUUUCUAUUUGUUGAAUUACACCUGGAUUUUAUUAUGUGGUAAGGUUAUGACCACAUUUUUAGCUGUGAAGUCAAACUCUCCCCUUCCUUUCAUGUUCUCUAUCAACCAGUGUAAGAUGAGCACAUUAAUGUUUCAUCUUUCUUUCCCCUUUGUGUCACUUUGAGUCUUCAAAUGCACAACUGAUCAUUACCCUAAAAUCUGUGAGGGAACACUUAAACUUCUUUCAACAGAAGUUUAACUUCAUUGCCUUUUUUGUUUGCGAUCAAGGAAUGCCUGGUGCUCUGAUAAAAGGCGAUUCCAUAACACUACAUGAUGUUUUUAAACGCAACCUAAAGUUGAUCAAAUAAAUUGCUACCAGUCAUGUAAAGAUUUAUUUUGCCAAUUUUACUUUUCCUGGCCCAGACUUUUAAUCCCAAACAUUUUCUCAAUACGGACUUGUGUUGAGAUAACUUAGUGGAAUUAUGCAUUUUAAGGCAUACACAAAAUGAAUGCAAGCUUUGUAGCAGAAAGGUGGUCAGCUCUCAGUCACCAAAGAGAAGUGCUAGCUAGUACAAACAAGUGCCCACUUAUUAAUGGAACUGAAGGGCAACUUGCUAUCGUGAGCGCGAAGGGGAAGCACAGCAGUGUUUUUGUCUUUGGCAAAGAGGAACUUAUUGAAUUGAAUUGCGAAGGACCUGGGGGGAAAAUUGCAAAGUAACGAGGGAUUCAGUAAUUCAUGUACAGUGCAUCACUGUUGCCUCUGUCCAUUGUGAAUGUGACCCCCCCCCCCCACCCCCCCAUGCCCUUCCUGUUUGCCUGUAAUCUUAGCCUGCCAUGAUGUGCAGAGUUUGGAGGUCGUUGACGGUCUACUUUGUUUACCUUUGUUACAUUUUGUGCAAGGCUUCCAGUUGUUAUAAAGCUGUAGUAGCAUCUUCAUGAAAUUCCUCUUGUAGCUCGUGUACUAUUAUUUUAGCAGUGUAAACAUUGGCAACAUAAGAAAUUCAUCCGUAAUUAACACCUAAAAUUGCAUAGACCAAACCGCACUGUGAAAUAUGCCCCUCAACUCUCUUACUUUCCCUUUAUGACUGAGACACUCUUUUUCUUUUAACUUAUUUAAAGUAAUUUAUUUUUCAAAGGCUGACCAUCGUUCAGAAAUGGUUACCUCGUUUCACUCCAGAGUAAAUGUUUGUGUGUGACGCGUUGCUAACAACAGCUCACCAUUUACAUUACAGGAUGUCCAACGCUGGAGUCUAUGCAAAAGAGUGAUUGUUACUGCAAAGGGCAAGAGACUAUGAAACUGGGAAACAUUUCUAAAGCGUUUCAGUGAGUGCACUAGAAGCACUUCAGCUUAGAAAACCUUACAUCGUUAAAACAUAUUUUUACAUUUAUAAAUAAAUCAUGUUGAUUCCUUUGAUAUUAUCAGUUCCUGGUUUUGAUUACAGGCUUUGAUUGUCUUAUAUGUCACUGUGUAAAUUGUACAAAAAUGACAGUAAUGCAAAAGAAUGUCUGGUAUUUGUUGUUAACUGAAAAGCACACUGUAGAAAGACUUGGGAGUUUACAGAUAUGUGAGUGAAUAUGUAUGUGAACUUAUGGCAAUAGAAUGUUAAAGUAAUUUGGGUUAAUUUGCUCAAGGGUUAACCUCCACUAUAUAAAUGAUUGAAACACAUCUGAUGGUUGGAAUGAUGCAGAAACUGACAGUUAUAAUCACAGUCUGGUAGGCUUCCUUAGCUUAUGGACAUUACAUGUGUCUGCAUUGUUAAAGAAUACAGAAGCUACUUUUGGUAAAGUGACCACCAUAGUGCUUGCUUACUCUAACAUUUGCUUAACACAGUCUUAAUUCUUGUUUCAGUACUUCUCUUCAGAAGAAAACACUAAUUAUGUUUCUUUGUCUUCAUGUUAAUAGACUUGAUGGCCCAAAUAUUUUCAAGGGUGAUACUAAACUGAUAUUGUGUGAAAACUAUGAGCAAACUGUCCUACUGGGUAUUGAAGUAGCUUUUACUGUGAUUUAACUACCCUUGGAAGAAAGAAAAUGUACCUAUGUCUAUGAUUGGAUGGUUGUAUGUAUGACAUCAACAACAUGUUUUCUUCCUAUUUUAGAACAUAACCACUAAUGUAGCCCGUCUAUCUGUUUGUGAAUGCAAGAGGUGAAGCUUACAUUUCAGUUAAUUUUUUUUGUGAGUUAUAUGAAAAAUGGCAAAUAAAAUGGAUAUUACUAAUAAUAUUUUCCAAAUGUA